GUAAUGUAAGGACACGAUUGUGAGCUGCCGUGAAACUGGAAGAGGAACAAGAACUUGUCAUUUCCGCCUCUUUUCUAACAUCUGUUGGCGGGAAGCUGCGGUAAUAACAUAACUCACAAUGUCCCGCAUUUUGAACAGUAUCGUGGCGGUAUGUCCUGACCUGGGCAUCGGGAAUAAUGGAAACCUGCCCUGGCAUCCUGUUAGACUCAACAACGAAUUCAAACAUUUCCGAAAGAUGACAUCGACGCCGUCUGAGAAAGGCAAGCAGAAUGUGGUGAUCAUGGGUAGGAAAACGUGGUUUUCCAUCCCAGAGAAGAACAGACCUCUAAACAACAGGAUCAACAUCAUCCUUAGCAGGGAGCUCAAAGUGCCCCCUGCAGGGGCACACCUGGCACCAGACUUCAGUUCGGCUCUCAGGCUGGUCGACUCGGAACUGGCAGAACAGGCUGACCAGGUCUGGGUUAUAGGGGGCAGCUCUGUCUACAAGGAGAUGAUGGAGAGCCUGGGGACCAGGAGACUGUUUAUCACACGAAUCCUGAAGCAGUUUGAGUGUGACACUUUCCUUCCUGAAAUCAGUCCAGACAAAUAUCAUCUGCUGCCAGAGUUUCCAGGAGUGCCCCAAGAGCUGCAGGAGGAGAAUGGUAUCCAGUACAGAUUUGAAGUGUAUGAAAGCAUCGAGCAAUGAACAGAAAUUAUAAAUAAAACCAAAACAAUGUAAAUCCUAAAAAGCACCUGUACUGUAUUGAUUAAAAAAAGGGUUUAUCCUUAACAUGAUCAUAUAUAU
Molecule: messenger RNA, 784 nt
Organism: Epinephelus fuscoguttatus (brown-marbled grouper)
Lineage: Eukaryota; Metazoa; Chordata; Actinopteri; Perciformes; Serranidae
Gene: dhfr
Product: dihydrofolate reductase
Exons: 6
Coding region: 119-685 (188 amino acids)
Biological process (GO): tetrahydrofolate biosynthetic process; folic acid metabolic process; glycine biosynthetic process
Cellular component (GO): mitochondrion
Molecular function (GO): NADP binding; dihydrofolate reductase activity
Source: RefSeq, a predicted model, not a curated record